Molecule: messenger RNA, 906 nt
Organism: Caenorhabditis remanei
Lineage: Eukaryota; Metazoa; Nematoda; Chromadorea; Rhabditida; Rhabditidae
Exons: 5
Coding region: 1-906 (301 amino acids)
Biological process (GO): proton motive force-driven ATP synthesis
Molecular function (GO): proton-transporting ATP synthase activity, rotational mechanism
Source: RefSeq, a predicted model, not a curated record
AUGCUUCGUCAAGGCGCGGGUACUCUUCAGCUUGUCUCACAUGGCUUCGUAAAUGCCGAGCAGGCUCGUGGGUUUGCCACUUUGAAGGACAUUUCCAUCCGUCUGAAGUCGGUCAAGAACAUCCAAAAGAUCACAAAAUCCAUGAAGAUGGUCGCCGCUGCCAAGUACGCUAAGGCUGAACGUGACUUGAAGGGAGCCAGAGCCUACGGAGUCGGAGCUAAGGCUUUCUUCGACAACAUUGAUCCAGUUGCCGAAGAUACCGCCACCCCAAAGGAGGAGUCAAAGAAGCAAGUUUUGGUUCUUAUCACCUCAGACAGAGGACUUUGUGGAGCCGUGCACACGUCUAUCGUCAAGGAGGCCAAGCUCAUCCUCAAUAAUGCUGGAGACAAGGACAUCCGUGUUGUUGCUAUCGGAGACAAGUCCAGAGCUGGACUCCAACGUCUUUUCGCCAAGCAUUUGUUGGUUUCCGGAAACGAAAUCGGACGUGCCCCACCAACCUUCGCUGAUGCCUCCAUCGCGGCUAAGGCUGUCCUCGACUCUGGAUUCGAUUUCGAGACCGGACACAUCAUCUUCAACAAAUUCAAGUCUGUUGUCUCCUACGAGACAUCUAAGCUCCCAAUUCUUCCAUUGGAAGCCAUCAAGGCCAAGGAAGCUCUUACCACCUACGAUUCCGUCGAUGACGAUGUCCUUCAAUCGUAUUCCGAGUAUUCGCUCGCCCAAUUGAUCUAUUACGCUAUGAAGGAGUCCGCCACCUCGGAGCAGAGCUCCAGAAUGACUGCUAUGGACGGAGCAUCGAAGAACGCCGGAGAAAUGAUCGACAAGCUGACAUUGGCUUUCAACAGAACUCGUCAAGCAGUAAUUACCCGCGAACUUAUCGAAAUUAUUUCCGGAGCCGCUUGCGUCUAA